UAAUUUUAGACUCCCCAUGAGGCAGGAGCAAAGCAACUCCAGCUGAAGGCAGAAGCUUGCCAGUUUGCUCUGCCCCGUGUCAGUAUUCUGACAAACAUUUAGCAUCCUUUGACAGAAUUUGAGUUGAGAACCCAAACAUGUCAAACAGAGAAAAUGAGGAUCUCAAUGAAGAGGACAUUGAUGAGGAUGAACUCCUUGCUACGCUUUCACCUGAGGAGCUUAAGGAGCUCCAGAGUGAAAUGGAUAUUAUGAUUGCUCCAGAUGAUAGUGUUCCAGUUGGACAGAGGCAGAAGGACCAGACAGAAAAGCCUCCGACUGGAACCUUUGACCACAGAUCCCUGGUCGGCUACCUCUACUGGGAGAAGGAAUCCAAGCGUAUGCUUGAGGAAGAAAGAGUGCCUGCUACUCUGCUACCCAGUGAGAGAACAUUGAGGCAGGAGGCUGAAGACAAAGAAAAAGUCAACACUGUGGAAGAUGGGCAUGAUGAAGUACACGAAGUGAUUGAGCAAGUAAUUGAGAACAAGGACAAAGAUGGUACAAGAGAAGGGGAAAUAACUGAAGAACUAAUUGAGGAAAUUGUUGGUGGGGUAAAAGAGAGCAAUGAAACAGACAAAGAGAUCCACGAGAAAGACAAAGAGCUUAAUCCAAUUACACAUGAAAAUACUGAGACGCAAUCUGAUAGCACAGAAACGGAAAAUGCAGGGCACCAAGACGGAACAACAGAAGUGAAAGAGGAAAGUAGAAUUACAGACACUUUGCCUCCUCUAGACUUACCGGAUGAUGCCAAGAAAAGUGAGCCCAAUGACAAACUCCAGCAGAAAGAGGAGAAAAAAAUCAAUAAAUUAAAAAUCCCCAAGCUGGCACUCAAUAAUAUCAAAAUGACAUCUCGACCUUCAGGAAAUGAGACAAAUUUGGAGUCGACACUUGACAAGAUCCGCAACAACAACUCUUCCGUCACUGAGGUAAACCUCAACAACAUAGAGAACAUUCCCAAAGAGAUGCUCCUGGACUAUGUCAAUGCCUUGAAGAAGAACAAACACGUGAAAACAUUUAGCAUCGCAAACACGGGUGUGGAUGAAAACAUCGCAUUCAACCUGGCCAACAUGUUACGUGAGAAUCGCAGCAUCACAACGCUGAACAUCGAGUCCAACUUCAUUACAGGAAAAGGAAUUGUUGCCAUCAUUCGAUGCCUACAAUUCAAUGAGACCCUCACUGAGCUGCGAUUUCACAACCAAAGACACAUGCUGGGUCACUAUGCCGAGAUGGAGAUCUCACGCCUGCUCAAGGCCAACAACACUCUCCUGAAAAUGGGAUACCAUUUUGAACAGCCAGGGCCAAGGAUGGUGGUGACCAAUCUGUUAACCAGGAAUCUGGACCAGCAGAGGCAACUAAGAAAGGAAGAGCAAAAGCAGCAGCAGCUGAAGGAGCAGAGGGAGGUGAUGCAGAUGUACGAGAGCAGUCUAAACCUACCUCCAGGUUUACUUGAGAUGCUGGGGUACAUACCACCCCUGGAACUCCUGCAGAAACAUGGGCUUGUCACACCCCCAAAAGAACUGAAAAAGAUACCCCCAAAAGAAGAACAGGUAGAAAACGAAGAACCAGCAGAGCCCCCAAGGCAGAUCAAACACAACAGAAUUCCCAGACAACCCGGUGCUGAGCCCCAGAACUCAUUGAGGGACGUCCGGCUGAAGAAAACGCCUAAGAAACGCGACCCUUUUUUGGAGUUGGACCGCAGGGAUGCCAGUCGAAAAGAGAGAGCAGGUUUCCAACUGAGGAAGACUCCGAAAGUGAAGGAGUCAGUCACACAGGGCACAGCGGAUGAAAGAGCAAACCUGAAGGAUGUGAUAAAGACUUUGAAGCCGGUCCCUCGCAGGCGAGUGCCACCUAAGGUUGAUCCCACACCUCGUGAUGAGCUCCUAAAUGAGAUCAAGAAGAGUAGCGUGGCCUAUCUUAAAUCUGUGCCGCUCCCUAAAGCCCUGGAAUCAAGUGAAACGAGUCUCAUCUGAGGCAGUGACUUAUCGUAAUGUGUUUGACACGUACUAUAUUUUGGAAAUGAACUGUACAGUGAGAAAGAACCACGUUCACACACAUAGCGGCUGGCUGUUUUCCACCACAAUCUUUCACAAAAGCCAAUAAUAUGCAGAAUGCUUUUUAGAUCAAAAUGCAACAAAGCGCUCAUUUACACCUGGAAAAAAAAGAGCAAAUGUACAUUUAUUCAGCGGGAAGCUCAACUGUUUUAUGCUUAUUUCCACACAUUGUGCUAAGAAGGCUUAUAUUUACUGA
This is a messenger RNA of Phyllopteryx taeniolatus (common seadragon), 2283 nucleotides long. RefSeq names its product leiomodin 3 (fetal) (gene lmod3). The transcript has 3 exons. Gene Ontology annotation, cellular component: striated muscle thin filament; myofibril. The coding region runs from base 138 to 2006 and encodes 622 amino acids. Gene Ontology annotation, molecular function: tropomyosin binding. NCBI's taxonomy places the organism in Eukaryota, Metazoa, Chordata, Actinopteri, Syngnathiformes, Syngnathidae. Gene Ontology annotation, biological process: muscle contraction; myofibril assembly; pointed-end actin filament capping. The record is from RefSeq and is a predicted model, not a curated record.